Molecule: messenger RNA, 1966 nt
Organism: Calliphora vicina (urban bluebottle blowfly)
Lineage: Eukaryota; Metazoa; Arthropoda; Insecta; Diptera; Calliphoridae
Exons: 8
Coding region: 1-1962 (653 amino acids)
Source: RefSeq, a predicted model, not a curated record
AUGCGUAUGAAAAUGAAAUUCUUACUGACAGAUACAAAUCAAACCUACAGAUACGAGAGAGAUACAAUUGUACUCGAAUCAUUUUCAUCACCGUGCAUGCGUAUGCAUAAACAUUUAACUAAUGAGCCAUUGUUCUCCCAAAGGGGCUCAAAACUUCUACUGGUACUAACCCUAACACCGCAAAUAAACAAAGUUUCGAUAGUUGCUGCGGCCGCUGGUGCAACAUCCAUAGAUUUAACCACCGUUUAUACACCAAUUAGUAAAACUACAGCUGCAGUGGCAGCACGCAGUGUUAAAACCAAACUACAUAAACAACCCCCACUAGCGCCGCCCACCACCCUGCCACCACACUCAAAAUCAUCAUCACUACAACAUCAAGCUUUAAAGUCCUCCGAUGAUGAUUUAAACUUAAUAGUGGCCCCCUCCAAAUCAUACAUAUCACAAUCACCAACAGAUUCACCCAAGUUACUGAAACGUUCUGGUCAAACUGCCGAGUUGAAACAAAAGAAACCUCUAAAGGAAAUACGUAAUCGUACAAAAGAAAUUGAGAGAUCUUCUAAAUUGCAGGUGGAAGUGCCAGAUCAUAUACCCGACUCUUCGGGUCAUAUUCCAUAUCGCAUUAGCCGACCUCAUCUGCCUCCACCCUCAGCCUCAGAUUAUGACUCAACCGGUUCUAGUGGAUCAACUUCUUCGGACAGUACUGCUUAUCAUGCCGGUCCACCUUAUGAAUCGGAAAAAUGGCACAGUGAAUAUUGGGAUCGAGACUAUGGCAAACAAUUUGGCUUCAAUAGUACUAGAGUACAACAUAUCGAAGCUGAGUGCCAGGAUGAUUAUAUGAAAAUUCGUAUUGGUUACAAUGGUUCCUUUAGUGGUUUAGUUUACUCUGCAGGCUAUGCUUACGACCCCGAUUGUAUGUACAUCAAUGGCUCGGGAAGAGAUUACUAUGAAUUUUAUAUACAACUAAACAGAUGUGGUACUUUGGGUAAAAAUGCUUUGCACGAUGAUAACCGUAAAAAUCCUACGAAUUUCAUGUGGAAUACCGUAACCGUACAAUACAAUCCUUUGAUCGAGGAGGAAUACGAUGAGCACUUCAAGGUGACCUGUGAAUAUGGUUAUGAUUUUUGGAAGACGGUGACAUUUCCCUUUCUAGACGUGGAGGUGGCCACCGGUAAUCCAGUUGUCUUCACCCUAAGUCCGCCCGAAUGUUAUAUGGAGAUACAAAAUGGUUAUGGCAUAGGUGGGCCAAGAGUGACGGGACCGGUAAGGGUGGGCGAUCCCUUGACCUUGAUUAUUUAUAUGAGAAGCAAAUAUGAUGGUUUCGAUAUUGUGGUCAAUGACUGUUUUGCCCAUAAUGGAGCUAAUAAACGCAUACAACUGAUUGAUCAAUAUGGCUGCCCGGUGGAUGAUAAGUUAAUUUCUCGAUUCCGUGGUUCCUGGUCGGAUUCGGGAGUGUUCGAGACACAAGUAUAUGCUUAUAUGAAGACCUUUAGAUUUACCGGUUCUCCAGCUUUGUAUAUAGAAUGUGAUGUGCGCAUGUGUCAUGGCAGAUGUCCGAGUCAACCCUGUCAUUGGCGUAACUUGAAAACCGUUACUAAACGUGAUGUUUCCAACAUUACUAUGGAUACCACGUCCACUGCGGCUGUGGCUGAUGUUUUAAUAGACACAACCGAGAAACCGGAGACUUCGCUAUCGGAAAAUGUUAAUCUCUUCCAGUCUUUAAGGGUGUUGCAGGAAGGCGAAGCUGAUGAUGAUGGUUUAUAUGCCCAUGCCCGACGCUUAGAGCCCAAUCCCAAUCAAACCUGUUUAAAAACCACAACUUUUUCUGCUAUGACAGCCACUUUUUCGGUAAUGCUUUGCAUUCUAGCCGCUUCUCUAAUGGUGGCCUGUUCCCGUUUGAAACAACGCAAAAAGCAGUCUUCAUUAUAUGACACCUAUGUUACACACAAAGGACAAAUUGAUUGAGUCU